Messenger RNA from Salvia splendens (bonfire salvia), 1331 nucleotides. Its product is annotated as plasmodesmata-located protein 3. Gene Ontology annotation, cellular component: plasmodesma. The transcript has 3 exons. NCBI's taxonomy places the organism in Eukaryota, Viridiplantae, Streptophyta, Magnoliopsida, Lamiales, Lamiaceae. The record is from RefSeq and is a predicted model, not a curated record. Gene Ontology annotation, biological process: plasmodesmata-mediated intercellular transport; transport of virus in multicellular host. Bases 208 to 1101 code for a protein of 297 amino acids.
AAACUGAAGCCUUCAGUAAAAAUUAAAAUAUAAAGUGAAGCCUAUUUCUACACUACAAAAAAAAUCUACCACUAGAGUGAAACCAAGCACUUCAAUCUUUCCUCAUUGUUAAAUUAAAUGAAAACCCACUUACCCAACUUUCUCAAAAUCCAAUCUUUUGACCUCCAGUAGAAAAAAAGCAUGAUUUGAUUCAUCUAGACAGAGCUAAUGGGGUUAACAAGAAACCCCUCAAGAUUUAUCCAUCUUCUUCUCCUCCUCAUUUUAGCCUCUCUUCAACUCCUCUAUCCCUCCAAAUCUUCACCUGAUUUCAGCAGCAUAGUGUACAAAGGGUGUGCAAAGCAGUCUUUUUCAGAUCCAACAGGAGUGUAUUCUCAAGCACUCUCCUCCUUGUACGGCACCCUUCUCUCACAGUCCUCAAAGUCCAAGUUCUACAUGGCUUCAACCGGCACUGGGCAGACUUCAAUCUCCGGCCUUUUCCAAUGCAGAGGUGAUCUAUCAAAUCUUGAUUGCUACACCUGUGUGAGCAGGCUGCCCAUACUCAUAGACAAGCUCUGUGGCAAGCCUAUAGCAGCAAGAUUGCAGCUUUAUGGCUGCUACAUGCUCUAUGAGGUUGCUGGCUUUGCCCAGAUUUCUGGGAUGGAAAUGCUGUAUAAGAGCUGUAGUGGGGCUAAUGUUGGUGGAGCUGGCUUUGAGCAGAAGAGAGAUGCUGCUUUGAGUUCACUUGAAAGUGGGAUGAGUGGAGGGUUUUUCACCACCAGUUAUGAGGCUGUUUAUGUGCUGGGGCAGUGUGAGGGUGAUGUGGGGGCUAAUGACUGUGUGGAGUGUGUGAAAAAUGCAGUCCAGAAAGCUCAGGUGGAGUGUGGGAGCUCCAUCUCUGCUCAAAUCUAUCUCCACAAGUGCUUCAUUGGCUAUAGCUAUUAUCCCAAUGGGAUCCCCAAGAAAUCAUCUCCUGCUUCCUACUCAUCUCCUUCAUCUUCAGGGGGAGGGCCUAAUACAGGGAAGACAGUGGCUGUCAUUGUGGGAGGGACAGCAGGAGUGGGGUUUUUGGUCAUUUGCUUGCUCUUUGCAAGAGGUUUAUUGAAGAAAAAAGAUGAUUACUAAGAAGUCUGUAAACACCACAAUUAUUUGAGGGUGGAGCUUUUUUUGUCUUUGAAAAUAGUAGUAGUACUACACAACUAGAAAACCACUGGUGGUGUUUUUCAUUCUUUUAAGGAAUGUGAAUUCCCAGGUUGUUGAACUUUGAAAUCAAACUUAAUUGUAGAUUUGAGUAGUGGAAGUCGGUUUUUAGCUUGUGUAGAUUUGUUGAUUUAAUUAAUUAAGGUUUAGGGAUA